Athalia rosae (coleseed sawfly) is the source of this 5001-nucleotide messenger RNA. It is a transcript of the gene amon, whose product is annotated as neuroendocrine convertase 2. Gene Ontology annotation, cellular component: trans-Golgi network; Golgi membrane. Bases 440 to 2524 code for a protein of 694 amino acids. The record is from RefSeq and is a predicted model, not a curated record. NCBI's taxonomy places the organism in Eukaryota, Metazoa, Arthropoda, Insecta, Hymenoptera, Athaliidae. Gene Ontology annotation, biological process: protein processing. The transcript is spliced from 12 exons. Gene Ontology annotation, molecular function: serine-type endopeptidase activity.
UCUACGGUGGUCGUUGAAACUCUGAGCUAGGCAAACGCGGUGGGUGAUUCGCGGUGUAACACCGUUUAAACCUAUCCGUUGCAGAAAAAGCAACGUACCCGCGUACGUAACGUUCGGUUAUAAUGUCGGUUUCCAACAAUUCCUAAAGUAUUAUUUUAUUUUAUUUUUUUUAUAUCACCUACACACAGGAAUAUACUAUACAAAUACGGUACUUGCGAGUAAUUUUAGUUUUUAUCAAAAAAAGUUGUCACAGACCGACGGAUAUAAGCCACCGACGGACCGUACGUACGUAUCUCGUUACAUUUAUCAGAGCCGAUGAUAUAAAAGAUAUAUAGAAAAAUACGAGAAACCGGUGCAGUAAUAUUAUACGCGACAGGUUUAUUGUUGCAUAAGGUCGGUGUAAAUAGAAGAAGCGAGGACGUCACGUGCGAUCGUUACGAUGAUGCUACCGAAAGUGUCCACCGAGUUGACUUCUCAAUUUCACGAUGAAAAUUUAUCCGAUCACUUCAAAUUCGAUCUGCCGAUCGGCAAAGGGGUCAUCGUCGAUGGGAAGAAGUCGAGGGUUCCUUCUUUUCGCAGGAACCGCAAAAACUAUGAAAUCUCCUUCACAAACGUCCUGCGAUUUCCAUCGGUCAGCAUUUUCAUCGUCGCAUUAUUAUUCUGCUUUGAUAUUUCGAAUGGGGAAGUGUUCACGAACACGUUUUUGGUAAAAAUGAGGCGACCGGCCGACGCCAGUCUCGCUGAUCACAUCGCUACCAGAAAUGGAUUCGUCAAUCUUGGGUCGGUGCUGGGAAGUAAAACUGAGUACCACUUCGAGCACCGUGCUUUACCACACGCCAGAACUAAGAGAUCCGUCCCUCAUACGAGAAGGCUGAAGGUCGAUCCGAUGGUGCACACCGCGGUUCAGCAAUCUGGAUUCAAGCGAGUGAAACGUGGUUUCAAAUCCCUGAGUAUCGAUCAGCUGGUACCUUUGCAGCAGAUAAACAAUGCGGAUAAUCGAGAUCCGACUGACCCCUACUUCCAGUAUCAAUGGUACUUGAAAAACACUGGACAAAAUGGAGGAAAGCCAAAGUUGGACCUGAACGUCGAAGCUGCGUGGGCUCAGGGGGUAACCGGAAAAAAUGUUACGACCGCCAUCAUGGACGACGGAGUCGAUUACAUGCACCCUGAUUUGAAGUACAAUUACAACGCCAAGGCUUCCUACGACUUCAGCAGCAACGAUCCGUACCCCUAUCCGAGGUACACGGACGAUUGGUUCAACAGUCACGGUACAAGAUGCGCCGGAGAAGUGGCGGCUGCCAGAGAUAACGGAGUUUGCGGUGUCGGCGUUGCCUACGAUUCGAAAAUCGCUGGCAUACGGAUGUUGGAUCAGCCGUACAUGACGGAUUUGAUCGAAGCUAACAGUAUGGGACACGAGCCGAAUCUAAUCGACAUUUACAGCGCCUCUUGGGGGCCGACUGACGACGGAAAAACCGUCGACGGUCCCAGAAAUGCGACCAUGAGAGCGAUCGUGCGAGGAGUGAACGAGGGUCGAAAUGGUUUGGGAAAUAUUUACGUUUGGGCAUCGGGUGACGGUGGAGAGGAGGACGAUUGCAAUUGCGACGGUUAUGCGGCGAGUAUGUGGACCGUGAGCAUCAACAGUGCCAUCAACGACGGUCAAAAUGCCCAUUACGAUGAAAGCUGUUCGAGCACUUUAGCCUCCACAUUCAGCAACGGCGCUAAGGAUCCCAACACCGGGGUGGCGACGACGGACUUGUAUGGAAAAUGUACUACAACUCACAGCGGAACUUCUGCCGCCGCCCCCGAAGCCGCCGGUGUUUUCGCUCUAGCGUUGGAGGCUAACCCUCAAUUGACUUGGAGAGACAUUCAGCAUCUUACGGUUCUAACUUCGAAAAGGAAUUCACUUUUUGACGCUAAAGGAAGAUUUCACUGGACCAUGAACGGCGUCGGUUUGGAAUUCAAUCAUCUUUUUGGCUACGGUGUUUUGGACGCCGGAUCGAUGGUCGCGUUGGCCAAAAAAUGGAAAACCGUUCCGCCGCGUUACCACUGCGAAGCUGGAUUCGUCGUUCAACCAAUGGAAGUUCCAAGCGAUCGAUCAAUCCUUCUGAAGAUCAAAACGGACGCUUGUGCGGGUACAGAUUACGCUGUCAACUAUUUGGAACACGUUCAAGCCGUGAUAUCUGUAAACGCUACCCGUCGUGGUGACGUGGAAUUGUUCUUGACAUCGCCGAUGGGAACGAGGUCCAUGAUUCUGAGCCGGAGAGUUAACGAUGAUGACCGUAGAGACGGUUUUACAAAAUGGCCCUUCAUGACGACCCAUACAUGGGGUGAAUAUCCUCAGGGAACCUGGCUUUUGGAGGUGAGUUUCAAUUCGAAAGCACCGCAGCACGGUUGGAUAAAAGAAUGGACGUUGAUGCUUCACGGAACUCGAGAACCUCCGUAUACGGGUCUCCCCGCGGCUGAUCCGCACUCGAAGUUAGCCAUCGUUAAAAAAGCCCACGAAGAAAGAUCCACAGGAAUGUAACUGACGCCCAGAUUAUCGAUCACAAGAGAAACCGAAAGAAGGAUAGAAAGGGAAGAGAGCAAACAGAGGGAACCGUAAGAAACUUCACGCGGUGCAAGACCAGACAUCACCACCUGCUUUUCAAUUUCCGCGAUUAAAACGCCGAUGGUAAAUUUGAAAAAAUAAAUAAAUAAAUUGAAUAACAAAUAUAUCAUAAUUCCGAAUAAAUGCUAUGCUUUAUCGAAAUGAAUAUUAUUUAUUUAUUCAUUUAUUUGAACCUUAGUUUGUGCUUGAUGUUAUUUUUUUUUUCUUCAUAUUCUACUUUUCUUUCAACCCAAAGUCCACAUCAAAUCUUUUAUAAAACGAACGGGAUAUCCGUGAUGCCUAUAAAUUUCAGAAAGAAAACGUUCGUCUGAGCGAGUCCAAAGUUUUUUUUAAACAAAAUAUUUUUCACGGUUGAUAAAUUUUUAUAUAUAUGUUUACAUUAAGAGAAUGAAUAAAUCAAACAAAUAAGCUGUAAUAUAUGAUCUAUGAGUGCAUACGAUAUACACGUAUAUAUACACAUAUAUAUAUAUAUGAAGAUUUAUAUUUCAUAUUUGUGCAAAAGAACAAAAAAAAAAAAAAAGUAGCAAAUCGACGUUUCUCAGAAUCCGAUUCGUGGACCAAAGAUAUUAUACUGCAAAAAGCUUAUAAGAGCUUAUCAUUUAUAAUACUAUACUUUUUUCCUAUCAGAAAAUAAAGAAUAUAAAAAAGUUAGGAAGAAAUAGAAUCUGUCUGCAAUAACCGAGGAAUCGUGAUAAUUAUUUAUAUACUAUAUUUAUUCGUACGAUGAAUCGCUGGAAAGUUUGUCCAAUGAAUUUUUUAUAUUUUAUAUUCCAAUUACAGAUUCGAACGAUAAAUUUUCUCCGCAAGUUUUUUCCACAAUGGAACUGAGGGCGUCAGAAUGCUCACUGAUUGUGAUUUUUAUUUUUCCCAAUUCAUUCGGCAAUAUUGCUGGUUGAAAAUCGAUUGACAAACAAAUAACUAAGUACUAGUCAAAUGAAAAACUUGCUUUCUCUUUUUUCAUUGCAUGCGCUGCGGGAUAAAAUUUUUUGCGAUAAUUGUUGUUGUUAAACAUUAUUAUUACUAUUAUGAUGAUUAUUAUUAUUCUGACAUUGUUAAGUAAUUAAUACCUGAAGUAUAUAAAUUGGUUUUCCAAUACUUAAUAUACUAUAAAGAUAAAUAAAUAGAUUCAUCUCCUACUAAAAUGAAAAACUCUGCAUUGCUGGGUGAGGAAGGCUGUUUCGGAAAAUGGGAUCGCAUAUUUAUUUGCAGAGGUUGGCUUCUCAAUUUCGUUGCAGCCUUCGAUCGAAUGAAUAAAAUAGAAAACUUGUGAAAAACGAAACGAAAAAAAAGGAAAUGAAAAAAUAAUAAAAAAGAAGAGCAGCAUUACAACAUGUUUACUAUGAGUUUCUGAGAGCAUAUUAUAUAGUAAACAGCAUGUUAGUACAUAGAAAAUAAAAUUCUACUAUAUCGUAUUAACAAUUGAUUCGAAUAUAAAUAUACUUAUAUAAAAGUACGAAAGAAGUAAAGAGAAAAAAAACUAAAAAUAAAAUAAAGAAACAACUAACAGCCAAAAAAAAAAAAUUCAACUUCUGCAAAAUGGUCCAAAAAUUGAGUCGUACGUACGUACGUACGUUCACUAUUAUUAUAAUUAUUAUCAUCAUCAAUAUAUUGUUAAUUAUACGAACGAUUAUAUUAUUAUAUGAUUUAUAUUUAUAAAUAUAUGUUAGUUUUUCGAUAUACUGUUAUUCAAGAACUGUAAUAUACGAUCUAUUAUCAUAGAUAUAUUCGUCAAUGUAUCUAUGAUAUUAAAUUGAAUUAUACAUACAUAUAUAUAUAAAUGUAUAUCGACAUAACAAUGAUAAUAAGAAUAUUUCAUCGUUAUGAGAACUUAGGAAGGAGAAAUAAAAGAUAAAAAAAGAUUGCCUGCGGUUUGAUCGUUGCAGACAUUAUAUUGUACGUUAUAAAAUCUAAUAAGAGUGCGUAUCAUAAUAUGUAUACAUAUGAUAAAUGAAAAAACAAAAAAAAAGGAACAAGAAGACGACGAAAGAAACCAAACAAGAAAGAAACCAGAUUAUUUUUAUUUGUUCUGAAAGUUGAAAAAGAAGAGAGAUAUAUAGAAAAAGAAUUUGAAUCAUGAUUAUAUUCGAGGGUAAAAAAUAAUAACUAAAAAAAAAGUAACAAUAAAAUAAUUAGACAAAUAAAUGAAGAAAUAAAUCAAUACCAAAUACCUAUAUACUGUAUUAGUUGAGAAACGUAACUUGUGUAGAUAUAAUCUAGAUCAGGAUGACACAUAUAUAUAUAUGUAUGUAGUUGAAACCAAAAUUUGAAUUGACUAUAUAUUCCUAUCUUAUAUUGCAUAAAUUAAAUUAUAUAUAGUUGAAUAACUGAAUUUAAUCAACCUUAUUCUGUAAAACGUAAUACGUGAAUUGAAUAAAAUCUUUAUUUUUGGCCUG